CAAGUACCAACUUUUGGAGGCAGGGAAAAUGCAUGUGAAAAAACCUCCUACAUGUUUCUGAGGAAAGAACUGGCAGUGAGGUUGGCCAAUACGAUGAGGGAAGUCACCUUGUUACCCACCAAUCUUCAGAGCCAGCCAUCCGUCAAACUGGUCGAGUCCUGGUACAGCCAGAGCUUUGAAGAGCUGUUAGAGUACGAGACAAGAAGUCCGGAGGAUCCCCGCACCCUUUAUGACUUCCUAGAGAUCCUGAUUAAGAUUCAGAACAGGCACAAUGACGUGGUGCCCACUAUGGCCCAGGGUGUCAUCGAAUACAAAGAGAAGUUUGGUUUUGACCCCUUCAUCAGCAGCAAUGUGCAGUACUUUCUUGACCGCUUCUACACCAACCGCAUUUCUUUCCGCAUGCUCAUCAACCAGCACACUCUUCUGUUUGGUGACACUGCUUGUCUUGCGCAACCAAAACACAUCGGAAGCAUCGACCCAGCAUGCAACGUUGCUGAGGUGGUGAGAGAUGCAUAUGAGACAGCAAAGAUGCACUGUGAGCAGUACUACAUGACAGCUCCUGAACUGAAGAUCGGGGAACUCAACUCCAAAGCUCCAAAGAAGCCUAUACAGGUGGUCUAUGUGCCCUCUCAUCUUUUCCACAUGCUGUUUGAGCUCUUCAAGAAUUCCAUGCGGGCAACAGUGGAGCUCUAUGAAAACAGCAGUGAGGGGCUUCCUCCAGUGAAAGCAAUGGUUACUCUGGGAAAAGAGGAUCUUUCAAUAAAGAUUAGUGACAAAGGUGGCGGUGUCCCCUUACGAAAGAUCGAUCGUCUCUUCAAUUACAUGUAUUCCACUGCUCCAUCACCACGUCUGGAUCCUUCACAAACUGCUGUCCCACUGGCUGGUUUUGGCUACGGACUGCCAAUCACUAGACUCUAUGCACGCUACUUUCAGGGAGACUUGAGCCUGUACUCGAUUGAAGGGUUUGGGACAGAUGCAGUAAUUCAUCUUAAGGCUCUUUCUAGUGAGUCUUUUGAGCGUCUUCCAGUCUUCAAUAAGUCAGCAUGGCGACAUUAUCAGACAGGUCCUGAGGCUGAUGACUGGAGUAACCCGAGCAGCGACCCACGAGAUGCAUCCACAUAUAAAGCCAACAGAUGACUUUACUGUACCUACUACAGUAAUAGUGAUGGAAUUACAGCAGCCAAGCAUUUACAGAACACUGCCAGAUAAGGAAAAUUUAUUCUAGGCCUUUAUAGGCCAUUUCGAACUGUCUGAAAAUAAUAGUUUUACAUUAGUGAGAGUGUGGAGCAUGUUGGAAGAGUGUUACGUGGAGUAACAUUAAUACAGUAGCUUGUUAGUACUGUAUGAUGUACCAUGUGGCAUUUUUUAAAUUUGCUUUUGUAUGCUAAAUUAAUUUUUGUGGGAGGUUUGCCUAUAACUUUUUAAGUUUUUGGGUCAGUAAGACUUUUAUUGAUUUUUAUUGAUUUUUUUUUAAAAAGGACACAUUAAAUUGAUCAAAAUGAUCAGUAAAGACACCGAUAAUGUUAGAAAAGUUUUCUAAUAAAUGCUUUGCAUGAAAAUGCAGUCUUGGGCAGAAGAGACAUCUUUCAAAAAAACCUUCGCAACCCCAAAUUUUGAAUUGACGUGUAAAUUAUUAUGAAAUUACAUUUACUAUAAAAUACUUUUCAAGUAUUUAGACAGAUUAAUGUAACAACAGCGCAUGGUUUUUAGUUUCAGUUUCCACCCAGUGUAUUUUUUCGGUCAGAUAUUUUCAUUUCAGUGCAUUUCUAAAUUCUUCUGAAGAAACAUAAUGCAAAAGCACUGAUAGCACUUUAAGGUGAGUUUUGGAUCCAGUUUAAGCACAAUGGUAUUAUGGAUUAAAGCCCAUUUGUAAUAGAAUGUGACUCAUGACUGGAGUAAUAUUUCAAUAACAUUGUGUUGCAUGUGUGUAUUGAGAGCAUGCCUUUCAAUAUAGGCAUUUAUAAUGUAGUUUUUUUGUACUAGUUUCAAAAUAUUCCUAUAUUUGUAUUGUACAUGUCAUUGUCAGUAUCCAUCCAUCAGUAUGGAAACUGUCAAGAAACAUACUAGCAUA
Sinocyclocheilus rhinocerous is the source of this 2071-nucleotide messenger RNA. RefSeq names its product pyruvate dehydrogenase (acetyl-transferring) kinase isozyme 3, mitochondrial-like. Gene Ontology annotation, biological process: regulation of glucose metabolic process; protein phosphorylation. Bases 52 to 1137 code for a protein of 361 amino acids. Gene Ontology annotation, molecular function: pyruvate dehydrogenase (acetyl-transferring) kinase activity. Lineage: Eukaryota; Metazoa; Chordata; Actinopteri; Cypriniformes; Cyprinidae. The transcript has 11 exons. Gene Ontology annotation, cellular component: mitochondrion. The record is from RefSeq and is a predicted model, not a curated record.